Molecule: messenger RNA, 2361 nt
Organism: Penicillium alfredii
Lineage: Eukaryota; Fungi; Ascomycota; Eurotiomycetes; Eurotiales; Aspergillaceae
Product: fanconi-associated nuclease 1
Exons: 3
Coding region: 1-2361 (786 amino acids)
Biological process (GO): interstrand cross-link repair
Cellular component (GO): nucleus
Molecular function (GO): 5'-3' exonuclease activity; 5'-flap endonuclease activity; flap-structured DNA binding
Source: RefSeq, a predicted model, not a curated record
AUGGUCCACGUGAUCUCGUGUCGACUCGACACGUCCGAUGCUCGGAUCUUCAUUUAUCGUGAAUGGCCGAGCGACAGGAUGUCCUUGCUGGACUACUGGGACACACAGCGGUCGGUCAAACGCAGAAAGGUUUCUGGCCAGGCCGAGAGCAACGACGCCCGAGACCAGAGCCCCAGUCCCUCCGAAGUGGCCGAGACCCCCGCGACAGAUGACUCGGACACGCAGAUUCCAAACAGUCAAACAGAUCUGGAGUCUUCUCUACCUGUGAUCGACUCCAAUGAUAAUGCGAUUGAGGAGUACGAGGCAUCUGGGACGGAUAAUACCAAUUCUGCAUUGCAUACGAGGUUACGCGAUGGGGUCUGGCAGAGGGGCAAAAGCUCCAUCUACGUCGAUGCGUUUAAUCUGGCGCUCGAAACCGUGCUAGACGAAGAGACUCAUCUCUUUGACCAGGCAGAAAUGGAAAUCUUUACCCAGUGGUGGGGACUAUCCUAUGAAUCUCAGUAUCUGUAUGUGCGGUUGUUCCUGCGCAAGACCUCUGCCUGGCAUCGUAUUAGCAGGCUGGGCUAUCACUCGGAUAUCUCGGAUCUGUCUACUGUUGCGGCUGAUCUCCAGCGAGACCGAUCAUUGCCCGAGUCAGAGACGGGAUGUACAUUCAGAUUUGCAGAGAGCACUGAAGAAAUCACUGCACUGGAAGAGGCUUCAUCUCUUCUUCUGCUUGAAGAACUUAAGACCUUUGCGAAAGAGGCAAAGGUCCAGGGUAAAAACAAGAAAGAGCUGUUGCUCAGUCUUCAGGAAUCGAGUCAGACUCAGUCCGGGCUGGGGUGGAACCAAUCAUCCAACAAUCGAGACAGCCAUUUCACUCAAAAGAUACUGGAUUACACAGGACCGUGUAUCAGGCUGUCGUCCGACACUCGAGCACUUUUCGAGCGCGUGCAUUUGGUCUUCUACCGGUCGACCGAAUGGACCGAAAAGUCCCUCACCACCAUCAUCCUGGCCAAAAUCUCUCGGCAAAAUUUCCCAGAGUACAUUGUAUGCCGGUCUAAUUCCAUCUUCCCGUCUCGAGCGGCGCUCCUGGAGUUUGAAUCGGCAAUAAGAACGCAGUACGUUAUCGACAGCAUUCUAGAAUUCAAUGGACCUCCCUCAACAGAGUCAUUGCAACACAUCAAAGAUCUCGCGAACAAUAUCUAUCCGCGAUGGAAAGAGCUAGUGGAACAAGAACAGCUAAAAGAAGAAAGUAUCUACGAGAUUGGGGAGGGCGCAUAUCUGCGUCGUUUCUCCCCCGCCUGGGUGUAUACAAGAAUCAUCCACAAGAGUUUACAUCCCCUUGGUCGAUUCAAAGAGCACAAGCGAGAACAUGAGGUGCUCUCGGAGCUGCUAGGUCAGGGUUUGUUUCAUGCUGCCCGGCGCGGCGCCUGGUACCAGCGAAAAGCGCUGCUGGAAGAACACUACAUGUGGGCUCUCAUGCCGAGCGACGGCCGCAGUGAGGAGCAGCAGCGCAAAAUGUGGAAGAGGACUGCCCUACGAACCUGCGAAGAGGGCCUGGAAGACCCGCUCUGCCACUUGAUAUACCACUAUGACCUUCAGAAACGGAUCACCAAGCUUGAGAAAGCGCUCAAGGUGGUCAAGAGGGAGCAGCAUGAUUUUGGGCAUGUUAUGCUGAACAAACCCGCCGAGCGCACUAUUGAAGGAAUCCGCGUGGACCGGGACGAAAUCCCCCGGAAGGGCCGAGCAACCAUCUGGGUCGAUGAGCGAGAAGGCGGCGAGUGUCGAGUCGAAAGCAUGUGUCUGAGCUGGUAUCGAGACCACGGCUGGAAGGGGUACCAUUCCGAGGGCGGCAUUGUCCGCACACUAUUUGGCUACCUUUUCUACGACAUCCUCUUCACGUACGUGCCCAAUGUCUUCCAGACGCCGUUUCAAACCUGCCCGCUCGACCUACACACCGAUGUCUUCUACCCAUCCCGCGCUUCGGAGAUCAAUCACCGACUGGUGGAGAUCACCAACGGGGAAGCAGAGCGCAUCAUCCGCGAGAUCCACGAGCGCGAAGCAGUCGCACAGCCCUGCGCCAUCGGUAUCGACUGGUCGUUCAGUCUUGACGAUCUAGUUGAGAUCACGCAGUGUUUCCGCGGCGAGGCCCUGGCGACUAUCUGCAAAGUCCUUGCGCAGGAAUAUCAGCAGCGUGGUGGCGGAAUCCCGGAUUUGUUUCUGUGGGAUCCCGAGGCACGCACGGUGAUGUUUGCCGAAGUCAAGUCGGAGAAUGACCGUCUGAGUGACACGCAGCGGCUAUGGAUCCAUAUUCUGACUGCGGCUGGAGUAAAGGUGGAGCUUUGCAAUGCGGUUGCUCGGGAGGUCCGAGUGGACUGA